AUGAGCCAGCCGGGGCGAACAUCCGGCAAGCUAGAGAUCAUCCAGUCCAAACCCCCCUUUACUGCCUUCCUCGACAUUGCAUCUCUCAUCUCUCCACCUUUACCUUCCCCACCCGCUUUUGUGCGACAAUGCAGCGCAAAGCGUUCAAACAGGUGCGCUAUAUCCUCGCAUGCCGCAGCUGACAUCCAGUUCAACAAGGUCACCCAGUGGACCAACGAGAAGGUCUUCUCGUCGACGGAAAAGACAAAAUUCUCAGAGGAGUUUGAGGAGUUCGAGGCCGAGCUCGAGCCGCUGUGCGUCGGUGUCGAGAGGCUGCAUACGACGUCGAACGCCUUCUACGAGGACAGCGUCAAGCUCAAGGCCAACCCUGACCCUUAUCCGUCGGGCGAGAAUGGCAAGGAGAAGAUGCGGCUAUCUGAGGCGCUCGGCCUGGUCAUGAUGGACUACGGCAACGACGCCGGUGGCGCUCUAGCCCGGUGCAAGCUUGCCGAGUACCAGGACGAGUUUAGCGCGCGGCUGUAUGAGCACUACGUUAUGAACACUGAGAAAGCGCUGAACUGCGUGAACGAGUACCGGACGUACCGAAAGAAGAUGGACUCGCGACGACUGACGUUGGACGCGAGCCUGACGCGACAGCGAACGAGCAAGAGGGACAACCCGGCGAUUGAGCAGGAGGUCGAACUGGCCCAGGAGCGCCUGGACGAGGCGGCCGACGAGACCAAGCUGCGCAUGCAGGCGAUCAAGGAGGAGCAGGAGAUGCAGUUCCACGCCCUCGCUGCUUUGCUCGACGCUGAGCUCGAUUACUUCACGCGCUGCAAGUCUGUCCUGGAGGACCUGCUCUCGGAGUUCCCGACGUCGUACGAGGCGCCGGCCGCGUCCACGUCCUCCCGCCCGGUGACGCGGCCGCGAGCUAAGUCAUCUGCGUCCGCCUCUGGUCGUUCAGCGGCGGCGACACCGAAGAGGAAGGACUCGGACGAGGACGAGACCCCGAAGAAGGAGCGGCCCGAGAUGAACCGCGCGCGCUCGGACAGUGCGUCCCGCAAGCGCAUCUCGAUCAUGUCCUCUCUCGGCAACAUUGGAAACAAGGGCAUGAAGGGAGGCAAGGCUGCCGCAUCGGUCGCGAGCAGCGCCGCGAGCAAGACGGCGUCGUACCGCCCAUCGCAGCGCCUGUUCGGACGCAGCGAGAAGAAGUACGCGAACAUGGACGAGGAAGAGCGGCGUGCGGUGUCGCUGGCGACUGACGACGAGGACUCGCGGUACGACCCGCCUGCGCGCACUCCCUCUCCGCCGAAGAGCCGUCAGCGGAGCCACAGUGUCGCUGCUGAAAUCCUUACGACGACGAACGGGGCUGGUCGGCGGCGAGCGCUCACAACGCCCUCAACGCCGGGCACCUUUGUCAAGGUGCUCUUCGACUUUGAGGGACUGGAGGCGGACGAGCUGCCGCUGCGCCGCGGGCAAAUCGUCGAGGUGCGCUCCGAGGUGAGCGCGGACUGGCUCAUUGGCGAGGCGGACGGCAUGACCGGCCUCUUCCCCAAGGCGUUCACGGAAGAGUACAUCCCCGAUCGCCCUGCGCUCCCGUCCCGACCGGGCAGCUUCUCCCACUUGCGGAACCACACACACCUUGGGGUUCCCGAUUCUAGCAACCGCAGUGUCAGAAGCGACAUCAGCGGCGGGGAGAGCGACAGCGACUCGCUUGACAUUAUCGACGACGGGCAGAGCACCUCUCUCGCCUCUGCGCCGGCACCGACGCCCACGUCGCGCAGCCGCGCAGGCAGCGUAGCCAGGAAGGCGCCUCCGCCCCCGCCUAGCAGGCGCGCGUCGGUGAUGUCCCCUCCUCGCCCGCCCGUGCCGCGCAGCAGGAGCUCGACCCUCUCGCGACCGCAGGAGGCGAGCCCGUUCGGCGCCUCGCCAUUCUCUGAUCAGUAG
Messenger RNA from Trichosporon asahii var. asahii CBS 2479, 1926 nucleotides. RefSeq lists its product as uncharacterized. The coding region runs from base 1 to 1926 and encodes 641 amino acids. Gene Ontology annotation, molecular function: protein binding. Gene Ontology annotation, cellular component: cytoplasm. NCBI's taxonomy places the organism in Eukaryota, Fungi, Basidiomycota, Tremellomycetes, Trichosporonales, Trichosporonaceae. The transcript has 5 exons. The record is from RefSeq and is a predicted model, not a curated record.